GAAACACCUUUCAUAGAGUGAAGCUGCUAAGUGAAUAGACCUUGGAUGGCACAGCCUGCAGGAUAAUCGUGCAUCAAUAGUAGAAAGCAGACUGUAAGCGUACGACAACUCUCCACCUACAAGAACCUAAUGGGCACAACUCAUAUAAACUCGACCUACAAAACUUGUUUGAUCGAAGCAAAGCUCGCUGUUUCCGUUGUACCCUAAUGCACAUAAUAUGUGUGACCCGUCAUUGCCCACAUUGCCCAUUUACUUCACACAUCAGAUCAAACCCCCGGUGACAAACGCCGUCCCAUUUCAAUUCAUUGCAUUCUCGAAAACCCCAUCCUGUGUCCUAAUCCAGCCAAAUUGCAUAAAUGAUGUCCCAGCCAAACCCCAAGAAAGAAGUAGUACAGGAAGCGAAAAAGUAUGCAAAGUCGACAAGAGCAAGAGCUUAAGCGGGAAAGGUUUUUUUCGUAGGCCAGACACCGAGUUGAAGGUAGAGGGAGAAAAAAAGGAAAUUCGCGAGGGAAACCAUCAAGUCAGUUGGAGGACAUCGGCAGAUGCCGUGAACCAUGAGAGGAGAAAAGAGCAAAGCAGCAGAAACACAAAGAGCAAACGUUUUUUUUCCAUUCAGUACAUCGUGAGUGCAACCCCGCGGGGGAAAUCAACCAAAGAAGCAACCAGCCAAGCUCUCGUGGAGUACAGAUUACACACGUGAGGAGAACAUAAAAAGGGAAAUAUGUGUUAACAGGUGGCAUAUAAGAUGAGAUAUUUUCCUUACCGGGGUUUGCCGUACCCCAGGAUUAAUGGCAAAGAAAAUAAAAAGCAAAGGGAAAAACAAGGGGUAAGAGCCAAUGUAGAUUUGAUCACCAGUUAAGAUGUAACGCC
This is a messenger RNA of Aspergillus uvarum CBS 121591, 870 nucleotides long. RefSeq lists its product as uncharacterized. The transcript has a single exon. The record is from RefSeq and is a predicted model, not a curated record. Lineage: Eukaryota; Fungi; Ascomycota; Eurotiomycetes; Eurotiales; Aspergillaceae. Bases 218 to 700 code for a protein of 160 amino acids.